CCGACCUCCUCCAGCUGGACUAUGUGAGAGACACCUGCAGCAGCUACAUGGCCAUGACCGUGGAGCGCUCCACCUGUGUGGACCUGUAUAAGUUUGCUGAUGUCUACUCUGUAGACAUUGUCCGUAAAGCUUGUCUACUGGGGAUUGCGAGCCAAUUUACUGAGUUUUCCUUUACCAUCGAGUUUUGCAGCCUGACUGUGAAUCAGCUGACUGAGAUCAUCAGCCAUGAUGAGCUGGAUGUUAAUGAGGAGACAACAGUUUGGGAGGCUGUGGUGAGAUGGGUGCAGCACAGCAGAGAAAACAGACUGCACCACCUACCCAGCAUCCUUCCUCACAUCCGCUUUAACCUGCUGACCUCAGACGAAACGGCAGCCAUCUUGGAACACCCCCUGGUCAGGGAGGAUCCCGGGAGUUCUGAGAUCAUCAGGAAUGUGGUACAGAAGAACCUUAACCUGAAGCCAAGGUUUGGGAUGACCACGGAGAUGGCUAUUCUGGAAAUUCUAGCCGAGGGUCGCACUGAGCUUGUCUUCAUGAACUAUCGGGAAGGAAAGUACAUCACUUACAGUUACAAGCCAACAGAGCUCCCUUUCAUCCAUGACAUGACAGUCACCAGUGAUAACGACAUCUACGUCCUGGACUCUAAAGAAUCAGAGGACGAGAGUCAACUGUUCCUGUUUAAGUACAACCAUGCAGAAAACACAGUCAGACCACUGGCAACAACUGCAAGGCUGGCCGAAGCCGGGAAACCUAGCUGA
Branchiostoma floridae (Florida lancelet) is the source of this 755-nucleotide messenger RNA. Its product is annotated as kelch-like protein 3. The record is from RefSeq and is a predicted model, not a curated record. The transcript is spliced from 5 exons. NCBI's taxonomy places the organism in Eukaryota, Metazoa, Chordata, Leptocardii, Amphioxiformes, Branchiostomatidae. Bases 48 to 755 code for a protein of 235 amino acids.